Paramecium tetraurelia is the source of this 5598-nucleotide messenger RNA. RefSeq lists its product as uncharacterized. The record is from RefSeq and is a predicted model, not a curated record. Gene Ontology annotation, molecular function: protein binding. The transcript has 3 exons. NCBI's taxonomy places the organism in Eukaryota, Ciliophora, Oligohymenophorea, Peniculida, Parameciidae.
AUGGACAGGAUUUGCAAUUUCGCCUUGAGAUUACAGGAAAGCUCUGGGAAAUCCGAACUUCCAAUAUUGAUUCUCUAAUGGGCAGAGGACAUUACAAGACACACUUUACUCAUCAAGGAUGUGUAACGCUACUAAGUGAUGGCAUAUAAGAAGGCUGGAUAAGAGACGAUGCAAGUUACAGAAAAAACACCUAGGAAAAUAGUGCUAGCAUCGCCAAAACCAUUAUCAUUUGUAAAAAGUGAACCGAAAUUGAAAACGUUCUAUUUCAGAGGGAACCCUCAAAAGUAGUCCAUAAAAUAAUUGAGCGAUGCAUUGGAUGAAUAGAAAUUAUAACAAUAACUGCUAUCACCACAAUAACAGCAGCCCAAAAAGAAAACCUUCGUGAUCAAGAAAAACAAAGUCAAUGAACCCAAGGAGGAAAAGGAAGAGAAAUCUGUGGUCGAAGAAAAGACUGAGCAAAAGAACGAAAAGUUUGAUUGGAGCAGUUCCGAAGAGGAAAACCACGAUUAAUAGAUCGCGUAGACCAAUCAAAUAUCAGUGAUUGAAGAGAAGAAAUCAAAGGAACUGAGGAUCAAAUUUCUGAUGAGUGAGUUGCAAUUGAAAUUUGAAGCUAGAGUUUUUGAAAUCAAAAAAACCAAGGAUUAGAUCGUGUAUCCAAUUCAAGCGAUUGUCAAAUUACAGAAUCAUUGGAGAAGGAAGGCAGCUUAAAAGAAAUUAGAAAUUUUGAGGAGGGAAGAAAAGCGAAGGAGACUUUAGGAGAGAUUGGAGGAACUCAUAAGGAAGAUUCAGAAGUGGUUUAGAGGUUUGAGGAUUUAGAGAAAAUUCAGAGAGAUAGCGUAUCAACUGUUGGACAUCAAGAGAAGAACGAUUUUUCCUAAAAAAUAAUUUUUGAGUGCAAUUCUCAUACAAAGACACAUUAGAAAGUGUAUUGCAAUCAAAAGGUUUGUAAAUCAAUCAUAAAAAUCAGAGAAUCUAAUCAGAAAGAGAUUAAUUACAUUCCAUGUUAAGUAGGUUUCUGAUAAGAUUUAAAAUAAAUUGUUUUUGUUCCAAUUGACUUGGAAUGAGUAGAAGUUUUAGUUUAAAUUGUAGGCAUAUGCCAAGAAGAAAUGUGAUAGGGCACUGUUAAAACCCUUCAUAAUUGAGAUCAACGAGAAGGACUUCUUCUAUAUGUUUGCUCGUAUAGUCGAGUUUUAGGAUGCGUUGUAGGCUGAAAUUGAGCCGAAUCAAGCUCAUCUUUAAGUGAUUCAAUAUUGUUGCAAGACCAGCCAAUCCUUUAUUUCGAUCGCUGAGCACUCUUAUAACUUGAAGCUGGACAGAAUUCACGUUGUGAAAUACUUGACAAAGAUACAGUUUGAGGAUUUAGUGUAUAUGGAUGAAUAAAAUAAUUUGCAGAUUGCAGGUUUCACAGACUUUGCUUAUAGUGACAUGUACCAAGUGAUUUAGGAGUAAUAGAAAUAAAAACUGGAGGUUAUGCACAAAAUUGGUAAUCAUUUGCAAUUGAUUACAUUCUUAUAAAGUUAAUUUAAAGCAAGAAAUGCAAUAAACACGAUGAGAUUCAAAGUGAAUAGGAGAAGACACAUCAAAGGGUAGUUUGGACUGAGUUUCAAGUCAGGGUAUUGUCAAGUCUUUAUCAAUGAUAAGGAUGAGAUAUUUGGCAAGGUGAUCUACGAUCGUAAAUGGCAAAUAACGAAUAAAUUCAAAAUCAGUCCAUUGAUUACUAAAUAAUUGGGAUAUCCAUGCAGAGAGAACUUCUUUGAUAUUUACUAAAUCCAGGGGGACACUCUAACCUACACAGAAGAGGGGUAGUAUUGGAUUCACAAAGAGAUGGAGGCAACACAAAAGAAGAAGCAAUUCUCCUUCUCUCAAAUCGAGAGUUGUGUGAGGGUGAUUCAAAAGUCUAUCAGACAACACUUGUGUUAAAAGGAAUACAUGAUCAAGAAGAACACAAGGUAGUUCUAGUUUUACAAGAAUGAAGUCAAAUGCACCAGUCUAGUAAAGAAAGUAGUUGUGUCUGGGGAGUCUCCUGCCAGAGCAUUCUUUAUGAAUUUCUCGUUGAUAGUCGAUUAGGUCACAAAUGAAUAAUCGAUUAGUAUAGAUGUUAGGUCUUUGGAACAUAAGUUCCCUUCUGAUUACAUCCAUCCAUACAAAUAGCCAUUGUAUAGUGAGAUGUCUGUUGGUGAAUUGACAAUGAUCGGGUAGAGAAUGAUGACGAUUGGUAAAGUGCUGUAGAUUAAGGGAUCUUUAAGAUUUGAUGUGAGAAAUCUGAUGGAGGUGUAGGGGAUGUUACUUAAUGAAUAGGAUUAUGAUCAAUCUAAAACUUCAGAGAAGAAGGAUGAUACCUUGCAGGCUAGAAAAUUGUGGAAUUCGCAUAUGAGAAAAGCAUGGAUUCAAGACUCGAAUGUUGAGACUGAUAUCAAUAUCUUGGAGAAGGUUAAGCCGAAGUAGAUGAAGAAUAAGAAGAGAAGCAAUCAGUAUUUGGCCACUUUGUUUAUAAGAAGUAAUUAUUCAAGUUGGAGACGUGGUUACUACAAUGGUCUGAUGAAUUAAACUGAUGUUAAAUGCUAUGAUUAGGAGUCUAUUUCUAACUAUGUUCGUGAGUUCAAAUACAUCAGUGAUUAUGGAUAUGGAGGAUUGGAAGAGGGACAAUACAAUUUGGAUUUCUUGUAAUUGAGAAAAGAUGAAUAUGAUCAAAGGGAGUAGAGGAAAGCAGAGGAGGAAUAGGAGAGGAAAUUGAAGGAACAGCAAAUCAAGGAUGAAGAGAAUAGAAGAAUUCAGAAGGAGAAGGAAUCUCGCAUCUUAAUGUUUUAAGAGUAUUGUGUGGUGAGUUCACAAAGAAUUCUAGUGAGAAUCAUAUUCAACAAGUAGACUAAUCAAUUGGAAGUGGAAGGGAAGACGGAAUUGAAUGUGAGUUUGGGAUGCAAUAUUGAUAUUCUCAGUGUUUUAAACGGGGAAGUGGAGAUGGAGUUCUUGAAGUAGAAUUUGAGUCAGAGUGUUGUUAAGUAUCUGCAAAUAGAUGAUGGAGCAUUGAAUUUUGUAAGUGAUUUCAGAGCCCAGGAAUAAUUGUUGAUAGAGUAGGAGAUAUGGAAGGCAAGACAGCAUCGUAAGCCCAAUAUGGAGAAUGUGGAAGGGGAGAUCUACAAUUUGGUGGAUGUCUUUAUCAAUUUGAAUAAGAGUAAGUCUAUGUAUGAGAAUUUGAUUGAGAAUAAGUAUUAGGCAGUAGUGUUGAGAUCAAAGAGAUGCAUGGAUAGAAUUCACGAAUACUUGAUUAAUUUGAGUGAUCAAUAAUUAAUAUUCACUGUGUAUUACGAUGACUUUCCAGAAAUGUUUAAGACUCACAUAAUACCUGCAAGGGAUUUUGAGAAUAAUCGACUGAUGAAGGUGUUUAAGAAUAGUCCUCCUCAAAAGAUCUGCAAGAUCUUGACUCCCCUCAUGAACUACCUGGAUGACAAUUUAGUUAUCUAUGAAAAUCAUUCAACAGAUUUCUUAAGGAUCAAACCCUCCCUAAGCAAAAUAUUCAAGGAUUUAUUUGCUCUCAGAAUUCAGAGAGCCCUCAAAAUAAAGUCACAAUUUAAGUAUUACAUGCAGUACAGAAAGAGAAGUGAGAAAAAUAUCUUUUUGAUGCAUCGUUACAUCCAGAAGGACAAUAAAUAUAUAAAAAUUAUGUUCUUCUUGACUCAAUAUCAAAUCAAGAUUGUAUUUCAUUAAUUGAAUGAAAUUGAUGGCAAUGGUAACAUAGUCGAUACUAAAGUAAAGAAAGUCUACUUUUUGAAUCUGCUUGAUUAAACACUCGAUCAAAAAGAGUUUGCCAAUGUCAAAGACAAGUGGAUUGAAAACAAAGGAGUGCAUCUGCAAAAUUAUUAUGAGUAGAUGUAUAAACCUCUAAUUGAAUAUAUCAUUCGUGUCAUUAGAGUGGAGACUCCCUUCGAAAUUUCUUUUGAAAAUGAAUUCAAAGUUACUGAAUUGAAGGAUAUCUAAUAGAAGAAAAAGAAUGAUACUCAAUUUUACAGUAUGAUUCAAGCUAUCACCAAACUCUAAGUGCAUUACAAAACAAGAAAAGAUAUGCAGAUCUACAAUCUCAAAGUUUAAUGUACGGAUAAGUCACUUGUGAGGUAGAUCGGUAAGAAAUUCAAUAGGAGUUUCAAAGUAAUCCAGGAUGAGUACUAUAUUGUUAACAUGUACAAACUUCUCUAAGGAUAUGAAACUCAAAUCACCGUUGAUCUGAUUUCAUACCACAACAAACGCAAUAGAUACAGAGGAAUCCACAUCUUAGAUUCCACCGAGAUGGUCAAUAUUGGAUCCAAUAAGAUAGCGGAGUAUAUUCUCAACCUAGUUUUCAUCAAAGACGAUUUGCUCUAGUUUGAGAGCAAUCAAUUCAAAACUGUUUAAGAAAUUGAAUAACCUAAGGAAAUAAGCGAUAGUAAGAGUCCUGGAUUAAGAUUAGAAAUUUAAAGGGCUGAAAAGAAUGAAAUUGUCAAUCACUAUUAAUAAACUCAAUCUGAAUUUUACUCUGAAACCAUUUACAAUGUCGUUUAUACAGGUCAAGUCAAAUAGAAAUCGGUUGUUUAGGAAUUGUAGAACACUGUCCAAAUUUCGGUUGAAUUGAGUGAUUUUAAGAAACUGUACCCUUAUUUGCAUUAGGAUGAUAAGAUAGCAAUGAAAACCAUAAGUGACUCAAUUAUUGAUGCUGUUAAAGUGGAUAAAUAAGGAAAUGUCCUAAUUAAUGUCUAGAAGAUUAAUCCUUCUUUGAUUUAAGUGGAAACUGGAAAAAUAGAAGUUCAAGACCAAGUUCAAAGUAAAUUCAAACCUGAUAGCCAAAUCAUAUUAGCCAAAAAGAUAGUAUAUUUUGGAAAGCAGAAGUUCUUAAUGAAAAUUAGUGUACUAGAAAAAAGAGUCACCAAAAUAUAGGAUGACCCUGCUGAUGCUGUUGAAAAUCAUUUUGAGUCCCUCUUUUAAGUUGCUGCCAUGUCCCUGGAUAAAAAGGAUAGAGAUAAUGAUGGCACCUUUAAUAUUGAAUGGGAAUUGUCAAGUGAAGAUGCAUAACAGCUAACCCAUCAAAAGGACAGGAAAGUAAUAGCCAAUGAAUUGAGUAAAAGGACUCUGAUUGUCAAAGAUAAAUUUAUAUUCCUUGCCAUUGACAAAAAGGACAUUCAAAGACACCAUUACUAAAAUUGCAUUCUAUUUCUUGAAAAGGGAAUACGACCUAUACAACAUCAAUUCAGAAAUAGGAAACGAUUAAUCAAUUUCAGAGAUUACAAAUAAACUCUUAAGUAAUGGAAAGACCAACAUGGCCAAUUAUCAACUUCGGCUUCUCUUUACAUUGACAAUCUUUGCAGCGACCAGCAAUUCAUUGUAUUGUCUGGCGAAUACAAAUCGAAACGACUCAUGUUAAUUUGUUGGAAUCUGGAAGACUUUGAAAAAAAGAUGAUUGAAAUCCCUAAGUAAUAAUACUAAGAAUUAAUCAUGAAGAGCAAGGACGUGGCAAUCAAAUUGCUGACAUCCUACGUUGAAUACAAGGAUAAUGAGUUAGUAUUUAGACCUCCUUAAUUUUCAGAGAUUAAAAGCAAGUUAGAAUUCCUAUCCAAUCAAUUUAAGGAGUGA